Molecule: messenger RNA, 958 nt
Organism: Ostrea edulis (European flat oyster)
Lineage: Eukaryota; Metazoa; Mollusca; Bivalvia; Ostreida; Ostreidae
Exons: 3
Coding region: 404-892 (162 amino acids)
Source: RefSeq, a predicted model, not a curated record
UCUUACAUUUUACGGUACAUACUUGGGUUAUUUAGGAAAGGUGUUUUGUCAGAGAUGUCUAAACCUCUUUUACGGUACAUACUUGGGUUGUUUAGGAAAGGUGUUUUGCCACAGAUGUCUAAACCUCUUUUACGGUACAUAUUUGGGUUAUUUAGGAAAGGUGUUUUGCCACAGAUGUCUAAACCUCUUUUACGGUACAUACUAGGUUUAUUUAGGAAAGGUGUUUUGCCACAGAUGUCUAAACCUCUUUUGCCGGAUUGUUUCUUUAGUUCAACAUGUUAUGAAUUUUCAUUUCAGUGCACAGUGUGAAUAUACAUGACGGUUAAAUGAGAAAAAAAUCACAGCAAUUAGAUAAGAAUAAAUGUGUCGUUAAUCUGAAUUUUUAUUGGCGAAUAUAUGAGACAUGAUAUAUUCUUAUUGUCUGUUAAUGAGCUGCAUAUUCCUAGUUGGUGAUAAAGCAGCAGCUGUUUCAAAUGACGCUGCAUUCACUGAAGUCCUCACUCGGUGCCUGCUUGAAUCGUCACUAAACAUAGACUCAAAGUACAGCUGUAGAAAUGCCAUCUGGAUCGUUGCGAUUCAAUUUCUUCUCCAUCAGAACCUAGAAGCAUGUCCACCAUUAAAACAACAAGACCUGCUGGCCUUCUGGAACAUGGACCCAUGCUGUACAGUUCAACCUUCGCACACCAUUGACCAGUUCGGGUUUGGAUGUUUUCGCGGAUGUGUGAAAAAGUGCUCGACUUCAAGAAAGAUGUGUUUCAACCCAUGCUUAACCCAAACUCACAAUCUACAAAAUUGCAUCAACACGGACCCUCUCCACUGUGACGUAAAUCCCAUCAUGCAACGCGUCGGAGGUCAGCAUUGCUUCAGCGGAUGCACACAAUAUUGUGAAUGAUUGAACACUAAUUUCUCAAUUGUCAUUCAAAAUAAAAUUUAGAUACAUUUUUAGAUCUGUAAUAUA